GAUGUAACCCAGGUUACAAGAGCCAGCACCUGUGAAUAGAGAAAAAUAUAUAUUACCACAUAUGUAAAUAAAAUAAGACUAUUUUAUUAAUAUCAUCCCAUUAUUUUAUUCAUAUUCAUAUUAUAUAUCGAAUUCUCAACUUAUACUAAGUGAAAUAAUUAAUAACAGAAAAUGUCUAGGAAAAUAAGUAAAAUUAGAAACUGGCCGUUUAAGAGUAACCCCUCCCUCAAGGUUGACGUCAAAAAGAAAAACAGAAAAAGGGAGAGAACGGUGAGAAGGGAGAGAACGGUGAGAAGCGGAGACAUGGCGAUUUAGCAAAAACAGCUUUUGAACAGAGAUUUAAAGUGUUUUAAGUUAAGUCGAUCUGUAAGGGAAGUGUUUUGAAAUAUGAGAACAGUGUUCGCUCGUUAGCAGUAAAGUGGUGCUUACAUUAGACGAUUGCGAUUGCACUGGAUCUGAAGAAAAUAGGAAACAGAAAAAAGUUAAUUCACUCGAGAGAAACCAAAAGAGAGAUUUUUAUUUUUCCAUCCGGGAUUGUUCUGUUUACUCACUAUUUUCUUGAGCAAUGCUGAUUCUGGAUCUGGAGUUUUGUUGACGUUUGGGAGAAUUGUUUCUGCUGUCCAUCGAGAGAGAGAGAGACACACGGUUGCAGAAACUGGCGAGCCAUCCCAUUUCAUAGAAUCUGGAAGUUGUUCAUCACACUGGUAGGAAAUAUUGUGUAAACCUGUUUUUUACUUUUUGGACACAUUUUUUGCUAAGCAUCGAAACUCUUUUCACUCAAGGAUCUGAGUAUUUUUGUUUCCACGUUGGACAUUUAUUUCAAAGGACUAAGCAUUUGCUUUGGACUGAUACCUUUUCAUCUGGUUAUUUACCUGUGCAUUUUUGUUGUUUACUUUCUGUUGAGUUUUCUGAAAGAGUGUAAAACAUUGUUGGUUAUUUUAAGAGUGAAACUUUGAAUUUACAUUUUCAAGAGUGUGAAGUUGUAUCAAACCAAAGAGUUAUAUAUAUUAUAUCAUAAUCUCAUUAAACUAUAGAUAAAUAAGUAUAAAAUAAAUAUAAAUAUAUAAUUAAUAUAAUCAAAUAAUAGAUAAACAUAUUAAGAGGUAUUUAGGAGCUUUACAUAAAGUGAGAGUUAAAGUGACUACUGUAAGUAGUUAUUUCCAUUAAUUGAAAAGUGUUUGGUUCACUUGAGAUUUACCAUUGUCUAUUCAAAUUGUUAUUCUUUUGCUCUUUCAAACAAUCAAAAUCUACAUAAAUACUUACCUUUUCCAGAAGUUGUUGUUGUGUUCUUUCUCCUGCUGCAAUCCUGACUCCUGAGCGAACGUAGUCUUCUGAUCCGGCCCCACACAUACAUAGAAGUAGCUGUGAAACCAAAUUAUUUCCUUCCGUGCAUUCUUCGCGGGUGUUACAGGGGAAAACUUGGCGAGCCAGCCAGGAGUCUUGGUUGCAACAAGAGUCUGUGAAAGAACCAGAGAAAAAUAAACCUGUGAGCCUCAGAAACUUAAUCUUUAAAAGCAAAAGAUGGAGAUAGUGAAACAGGAAAACGUUAAUGUAGAGAACGCACUUUUGAUUGAAGGCCUUACGUUAACUGAAGUUGACAAUGAAAUAGAAAAAUAUUUGCAAAGAUUUGGCUCAAUUAGCAAAAAUCUCAUAAUUGACGACCCAGAGUCUGAGUUCCAUAGAAAUGCUAUUGUUGAAUACAGCCACAACUCAGCGAUCCAGAAGUUACUUCCCCUUCUGCCCUUGACUCUAGGCAGUCUUUCUGACCCAGCUGUCACUUUCCGUGUCCGUACCCUUCCUUCUGCAUACACUAAGCCCACUAGUCGCACCGCCACAGAAGGGUAUCUUGAAGAAUUAAGAGCCAUUGCCAAAGAAAGUGGGAGGCCUUUUCAGAGUGUCCUACAGGAAGAAUUGGAGAAAAUCGCAGAUACUCAUUCUGUCAACCCUCCUCCUGCAACAGAUGCUCAAGAUAUUGAGAAUAAAAACCCAACCAAGAGUGAGAUUACCUUUGUGUCCCCACCUGUUUCGAGAGUCACUACGGAGGAUGUUAGUGUACCCACCAGUCUCACAUUUCCUGUAAAUAUCAUAGACCCACCCGGUGUCCAGAGGAUGGUCGUUGAGCACAUAGUGAAAAGCGACAAUACUUCACAGCAGACUUUGAUUCGUCUGAGGGCCUUCUCUGGGAAGUCCCCACGUCCCCCAAAUGAGCCGGAUUUCGACACUUGGCGUGCGAGUGUCGACUUCUUGUUGAAUGACCCUUCCAUUUCUGACUUGCAUAGAACCCGGAAAAUUCUGGAUAGUCUCUUACCUCCAGCAGCUGAUGUUGUGAAGCAUGUGCACCCUCCAGCCUUACCUGCUGCUUAUCUUGAGAUCUUGGAGUCUGUGUAUGGUUCUGUAGAGGAUGGUGAUGAGCUGCUGGCUAAAUUCAUGAGUACCUGUCAGAAUCAGAGUGAAAAGCCAUCAGGUUACUUGCACAGGCUGCAGGUCAUUUUGAGUACGACGAUCAGACGAAACGGAAUAAUGGAAACAGAGCGGGAUCGCUACUUGCUGAAACAGUUCUGCAGAGGGUGUUGGGACAAUAGCCUCAUCGCAGAUCUCCAGCUUGAAAAAAGAGAAGCGCAUCCACCUGCUUUUGCCGAGUUGGCAGUGCUUAUACGUACUCAAGAAGAAAAACAAGCUUCGAAGGAGGAACGUAUGAAGAAACAUCUUGGACUGUCAAAACCUUCAGCUGGUUUUCCAAAGCUUCGAGUACCUUCCAAUCAGAUGUUGGCUUGCCCUUGUGAUAUACCACAUUCUGAGAAUUCUGAAAUGAGUCUGUUAAGGAAGCAGGUAGUGGAAAUUCAGGCUCAAGUCACAGCCCUGAAACAGCCACCAGAUCAGAAGAACAAGAAAGGUUUCUCUGAGAAGGUUGAGCUAACUGCUCUGAAGGGGAUGGUGGAGGAGUUAAGCACCCAGGUUGCGGCAGUGAAGGAGUCAGUAGCCCAAAGUUCAAAAUCAAGCGAUUUGGAGGAAUCAGAGAUUUGUAAGCUGCGAAGUCAAGUGGCUGAAUUGCAAGCUCAGAGUGCUAUUCGUCAGACACCUCAAACAUUCUAUAUGCAGAGACCGCUUGAUACAGUGAGGAACAAUGACCCCAGGAAAAGCUCAUUGAGGACUGAUAGGCCUCGUGCUUGGUAUUGUUUUUCCUGUGGAGAAGAUGGACACCUGGCAGUUAAUUGUGAAAAUGCAGCGAACCCCGCUAAGGUGACGGAGAAAAGGGCUAAGCUGAGAGAGCAGCAGCGUGCUUGGGACUCUCAGUAUGGAAGGCCUACUCAGCCUUUAAACUAAAGAAGGUCUUUGUAGGAGGGCAUAC
Messenger RNA from Carassius auratus (goldfish), 3349 nucleotides. RefSeq lists its product as uncharacterized. Lineage: Eukaryota; Metazoa; Chordata; Actinopteri; Cypriniformes; Cyprinidae. The transcript has 2 exons. The record is from RefSeq and is a predicted model, not a curated record. The coding region runs from base 1522 to 3324 and encodes 600 amino acids. Gene Ontology annotation, molecular function: nucleic acid binding; zinc ion binding.